CGUCAAACAAAAAAUAUAAAAAAGAAUAAGAAGUUGGCUAAUUUCUUGAUCAUUUUAUGCUUUUUAUAAUUUUGAAAAAAAAAACCAAUUAAUAGUAGAAAUGAGCGACUCUGAUUUAGAAACUAUUAGAAAACAAAUAUUAGCGCAAUACCAAUCGCAACACAAUGAUGGAGAUUCUAAAAAUCAGCAAGCCAAGGAGGAACAACUUAAGGCACAAGAGGACAUGAAAAAUGGAAUUUUGGCACAAAUAUUAGAUCAAUCCGCUCGUGCCAGAUUAAAUACUAUUAUGUUGAGUAAACCAGAAAGAGGAAAAAUGGUGGAAAACAUGUUAGUCCAAAUGGCGAGGACUGGCCAAAUAUGCACUAAAAUUGGAGAAAAGGAUUUGAUUGGUUUAUUGGAGAACGUCAAUAAUCAAACAAAAAGUACUACUUCAGUGAAAUUCGAUAGGAGGAGGGCCGCAUUAGAUUCAGACGAUGAAGAUUUCUAAUAUUUUUUUUAUAACAAUAUUAAGAAUACUUUAUUACAACACUCAACAUUUUAUACAAUUUACACAUAAAUUAUAACUUUAGAAAUAAAAUAAAUACUGAUUACAUUA
Messenger RNA from Diorhabda sublineata, 595 nucleotides. RefSeq names its product programmed cell death protein 5 (gene PDCD-5). The record is from RefSeq and is a predicted model, not a curated record. Lineage: Eukaryota; Metazoa; Arthropoda; Insecta; Coleoptera; Chrysomelidae. Gene Ontology annotation, cellular component: cytosol; nucleus. Gene Ontology annotation, molecular function: DNA binding. The transcript is spliced from 3 exons. Bases 101 to 487 code for a protein of 128 amino acids.